This is a messenger RNA of Carassius auratus (goldfish), 1922 nucleotides long. RefSeq names its product solute carrier family 35 member D1b (gene slc35d1b). The coding region runs from base 244 to 1245 and encodes 333 amino acids. The record is from RefSeq and is a predicted model, not a curated record. NCBI's taxonomy places the organism in Eukaryota, Metazoa, Chordata, Actinopteri, Cypriniformes, Cyprinidae. The transcript has 13 exons.
UCCAUUUACAGAAUUACCGGACUUACGUCCUCCCGUCCUCGGGAGUUCACACUUCCAAGUUGAAUUUGGGAAGUCCGAACUAUACCGAGGACGCAAUCCGAACACACGGUGUAUUGAGAAACGGCCACAGUCUCUGAAUUGGAACACGGCUGUCCCUUCAAAAACUUCAACACUGGGAACGAUUUUUUAUGCAGAAAAUUGAUUGGACCUAUUUAACAGAAAGCCGCAUGCAUCUGGGUAGACAUGGCGGAUAUACGAAAACGUCUCUGUGUGAGUUCCACUGAGAAUGACCAAAAAGAUAAUAUUUCCCGAGAAGGCGGAACUGGCACAUCUGCAUUAUUUGUUAAGUUAUUUGCUGCAGGUUUCUAUGGGCUCUCUUCUUUCCUUAUUGUUGUCGUUAACAAGAGCGUUCUCACUAAUUACAGAUUCCCGUCCUCUUUAGCAGUGGGAAUUGGACAAAUGUUUGCAACGGUUGUUGUGCUGCGAGGAGCAAAAUCAUUAAAUGUGGUAGAUUUCCCAGAUUUUGAUAGGCAUGUACCUCAUAAGGUGUGGCCACUUCCUUUAAUCUAUGUGGGAAAUCAGUUAACAGGUCUGUUUGGAACAAAACAACUAAAUCUGCCAAUGUUUACUGUGCUCAGAAGAUUCUCCAUUUUAUUCACAAUGCUGUUUGAGGUUUACCUCCUAAGAAAGGAGUUUUCAUGGUCCAUAAAGGCAACCAUAUUCACCAUGAUCCUGGGAGCUUUUAUUGCUGCAAGUACUGAUUUAGGUUUUGACCUCUACGGAUACGUGUUUAUUACACUUAACAACAUUCUGACUGCUGCUAAUGGGGUUUAUAUGAAACAAAAACUGGACUCCAAGGAGCUGGGAAAAUAUGGGCUGCUCUAUUACAAUGCUUUAUUUAUGAUUGUCCCCGCUAUGAUUUUAGCGUACUUAACUGGAGACAUUAAGAAAGCUUUGGAUUAUAAUGAUUGGGCUGACAUUUUAUUUGUGAUUCAGUUUGUGUUAUCAUGUGUCAUGGGGUUUAUACUCAUGUACUCAAUUAUGUUAUGCACCCAUUAUAACUCUGCUUUGACGACUACAAUUGUCGGUUGUAUCAAGAAUAUCUUAGUGACAUACAUUGGGAUGGUGUUUGGUGGAGAUUACAUCUUUACUUGGGUGAAUUUUAUUGGCCUCAACAUCAGCAUUGCUGGCAGUCUUGUGUACUCUUACAUUACUUUCACUAAGGAACAAAAAAAAGAAUGUUGAUGAAACAAGUUCAAAAGUAAGAAGAUAAUACCUAUGGGAGACAAGAAGACAGUCAGCAGGGUGUUCACACAGUCUCAUUUCACAACACCUUGAGUGCAUCAGAAACCAGCGAUUUUCUCAGCACCCUUGGUUUUGUUGAGAUAUGAUAUGACAAGAUGUUGGAUAGAUAAGGAAUUAUUUCCUGUUAUGAAAUCAAUAUGAUCCUUUUGUCUUUGUAAAUUGAAAAGUCCUCAACCGUAGUAGUUCAAGUCAGACUGUUCAAUUUCCUUUUUUUUUUUUUUUUUUUGAGGUAUCAAAUUUUUUUAAUUAGUAUUAUCAUUGUGGUAAUUAACAUUAUGAUACAAUUUAUAAUACAAUGUGAUGCUGUUGAACAUGAAAGAAUAAUAAUAAUAAUAAUAAAAUACAAUAAGUAAAAAAUAUAAACUUUUGUAUAAAUUGAUUUUUACUCCUAUUUUUCACUAUUUCAUCAGUUUUAAUGAUUCUGUGUUAAGGAUCCUCAAAUGCAAACUGUUUUACUUCAGGAGAGCAAUCAUACAUUUGUGUGGUUUAAUUGGCUUCAUUGUUCAUAUAAUCAUUUAAUAAUUUUAUUACAUUUAAUCAUAUGAUAAUGAUUGUAACUAUUUAUAUUAUCAUUUAAUUAAUUAAUUGAUUGAUUAAUUUUAUUGUUUUUUAUAUAC